Messenger RNA from Mytilus trossulus (common blue mussel), 1703 nucleotides. Its product is annotated as cysteine-rich secretory protein LCCL domain-containing 2-like. Lineage: Eukaryota; Metazoa; Mollusca; Bivalvia; Mytilida; Mytilidae. The record is from RefSeq and is a predicted model, not a curated record. Gene Ontology annotation, cellular component: extracellular region. The transcript has 6 exons. Bases 137 to 838 code for a protein of 233 amino acids.
UGGUAACGUUCCACGUGAGAAUUUGUUUGGACUAUAAAAACGAAUUAUUUUUAAAAAUGAUAUUAGCCACUGUGUAGCUUUAUAGCGUAUAAUAAAACAUAUAGCGCCUUUCUGAUUGUAAAAAGAUCGGAGAACAAUGUUUAAAUAUCAGUUUGUUUUUGCUUGCAUGUGUUGGGUCGGUGUUCUCGCUUCUAGAGAUAACAUAUAUGAUCGUUUACUGGCUAGACUAACGGGAAGAAGUGACAGGAGACAGCAAUCACAGAAAGGAGAACGCGGUAUACAUUUAGUUGGGAAGCCAUCGUCGAUUGAUUAUCGUACAAAUAGCAAUAGCAAGAGAUCUCUCGGAACUCCAUUAGAUUUUUCAAUAGAUGAAAUAUUAUCUCUCCACAAUACUGCUCGUUAUGAAGUUUCACCUCCUGCUAAUCCACCUAUACCAGACUUGAUAUGGAACAAUGAGUUGGCCAAAAUGGCAGAGGAAUGGGCAAAGGGUUGUUUAUGGGGACACAAUCCAAACAGAACGACCUCAUUAGGCACUUUGUCAGCUGGAGAAAAUAUAGCAUUAACAUCUGAAAUUUCACAAGGCUUUAACAAUUGGGAAGACGAGAUAACAGACUGGACAUAUGACAACUAUAAAGAUGGCUGUGAUACGGGUAAAACAUGUGGACAUUACACACAGAUCAUAUGGGCUAAGACAACAAAGAUUGGAUGUGCCUAUGUAAAGUGUGACGAUUAUAGUAACCUGCCUGAUGAUUAUAACCCGUUGAAAUACCUCGUCUGUGACUAUUUCCCUCCUGGUAACAUGAGAUACAACAACGUUUAUCAAAAGCCUUAUGAAUAAAGUGAGUUUUACCAAUGACAACUGCUGUAGAAGACAACACAGAUCAUUUAGACAUUUUAUAUAUAGCUAAUUGGAAAUUUCUUUUCUCCAUGUACUUUUUUUCUAACCGGAUAGUCAAAGGGGCCUUGUUAUUUUACCAUUUGAAGUUCGCCAUCAAUUGUAAAUUAUUUGAAAAUGGAAUCCACUUUAACCAAUGUCAUUGACAACAUUUAGUCAAGCCUUGUGUAUAGUAAUUAUAGCAAGAAAGUACCUACUUUUAACUCAAUGUACGAAACAUGGCUUAGAAGCAAUAUUUUUUAAUAUUUUCUAUGCAGCUACCUAAGGAUACGAAGAUUAAUAGGACUUAAUUCAGGACAUAAGUCAUUUGUCAAUUUAUCUAUUUUAAAAUAUCACAGAACCUAAUUUCAGUCAUAUUUGUGUAAGUCAUAGUGUUUUUGGUUUAUGACUUCAAAACUACUUUAUACAUACGCCAUUUGGUAAAAAUGUAUUAUUCAUAAAUUGUUUUUUGUAUUUACCUAAUUUGACAUGGUUAACUAUUUUUCCCUUUAUGAUAUAUUUCGCCUCUUUCCUUGUUGCAUCCCCUUUUUCCCAAGUUACUUUUUUGCUUUUUUUCCCUUGAGGAAAGAUUUGAUUACUCGUGCUGGCGGCAUGAUCUAUGGGAUUUUUGUUAUUGAAAGCAUAUAAAAAUCGAGUAAAUAAUAUGGUUAUGUAUGAGGUAAACGAUAUAAUCUUUUUAGGACAUAUAGCUCUCGUUCAUAGAUUUACAUACUAAGUAUUAUAUUUCUGUCAAAUAUGUUACAUUCAGAUGCAGCAAUGUGUUAUUACUAUCUGUACUUAUUUCAUUAAUAAAACCAAUCGAAAGUUA